Pogonomyrmex barbatus (red harvester ant) is the source of this 4206-nucleotide messenger RNA. RefSeq names its product receptor interacting protein kinase 5 (gene Ripk5). Gene Ontology annotation, cellular component: cytoplasm. Gene Ontology annotation, molecular function: ATP binding; protein kinase activity. Lineage: Eukaryota; Metazoa; Arthropoda; Insecta; Hymenoptera; Formicidae. The record is from RefSeq and is a predicted model, not a curated record. Gene Ontology annotation, biological process: protein phosphorylation; negative regulation of apoptotic process; cellular response to fibroblast growth factor stimulus.
AUCUAUAUAUUGUGGUGGAGAUGUAUAUAUGAGGGAGAUUUCCCGAGUUUGCCGCGAUCGCGGAUUCGCAUGCACAUUUUGCAUCUCACUCGCACACCGCGAUUAUUGUUUAUCGGCCGAUUCGAUGAGAGGGGCUUUAAUAGAGCGGGAAGAUUAACGCGGCAGGUCAGUCCCUAAAAAACGCGAAGUCUCGGUACAUCGCCGCGCGCGAAUUAUCUGCGCAAACGGGGGAGUCUUGUUUAACGUUUUUCCCCGUUCUCUGGCUCGCGUAUCCCUAAUCGCGACUAGUGACGUCACACGUAUACGUACGUUAACGGGGCAGUGCACCGUUCCACCGAGAAGAAGGUAGGUCCAUCGGCACGUCCACUGGUGCUUAGCAAUUCUUAAUAUCUUUAAAUGAAUAUUUAUAUUAAGUAGUGACGAUCGCGGCGAGCCACAAAAUCGGAUAAGAAUAUUUCGGUCAAUCGGACGAUGAAGAGGGAGAGUGGAUUGAGCGGAUUGUGCGUUAAUAAAGUUUCACCGCCGAGACGAGGAGCCGUGCGAGCAAUCAUCGAAAAGAUAACGCGUAUCGGUAUGACCAUUUUGUGGAAUGUAUACAUGACUAAAAUAACGUGAGAAAAAUGGUAAGCAAUUUACCACAAGAAUUCAGGAGAUAUCAGCGGAACAGGAAUCAGUUACAGCAUAUACUUGAGGAUACGCAGCGUACAUUGGAAGUGAUAAAACUUGAAAAUUUCUUUCCUGGAGAGAACAUCAUCGAGGAAUUACUACCUCCAUUAAUCUUGGAUAGAGUGACGCAUAUUCUUGAUAAUUCUCCUGCAAUAGUCAUUUUUGGGCAAGACAAUAAAGCUAAAGCUUCAUUGGUUAACAACUUGCUCUCUGCCGAUAUCUUGCCAUUGUCCAAUGAUUUAUGGAGAUGGAUCAAGAUUACUUAUGGUCAUACCAAUCAUGUCAGUCUCACAUUAGGUUUAGAAUACGAAGUAGUCGAGACGUUACGUGCAAACGAAAAGUCAUGGAGCACGCUUCCUCUCGAAGAUCUGGAAAAAUCAAUAAACGAAGAUAUCAAUUAUCCAACAGUGCUGGAAGUGAAGUUAGAGCAAGCAAUAUUGAAAGAAGGUGUUCAAAUAUUCGUUGUUCCCAACAAUGGUGUAGUGAAAAUUCUCGCCAAGGGUUUAUUGAAAAUUUUACCCAUAUUCCUUUAUGCUCUUGGAGAACAACCAUUGACUGAGGAAAAUUUGGAAGAAUUGAGAGACUUAAAAGAGACUUAUCCAUAUAAUCCAAUUUUAUUCAUCUCCUCAUUAGCUAAUGUUUCAUUAGAUGGCACAGAUGCAGAAUUGACUGAAUCUGAGCAACACAGUCUGCAAAAUCGAAUAGAAAUGCCAAGUGUGUCUAAGGAGUCGAAAAAUGAUGAUAGUAUUAAUAUUGACAAAAUGAAUUCACUUGGUUUAACAUGGCUAGAUCAGUUAAGCAGCUUAGGAUUUCUAGGGAUGGAAGAGUCUAUGGAAGUUCAUCAAUUAAUGUGGCUCGUCGGAGAGCAAUACGUUAAUAAUUCGAGCGAUCUAGUGGAUUCAUGCAAAAAAACAGAUCGCAUAUUACAUUUCACACGUGUCUGUUUACAAAGCUAUCUGAUUAAUGCCAGCACUUAUUUGAAUGAAAUACAUACGACCAGUUUACGUAAGUUUAUUUUAAGUGCAUUUGACAUGGCACGAAAAAUACAGAUUACUCCUAGAAGGAUACAGUACGCUCAACAAAAGGAAAAUGAACUUUAUGCUAGUCUAAUGAAGGUUGUUAACGAGCAGCAGAUGGAAUUGACUGAGUUAAUACAGUGUAUUAUUCAGGAAAUGAAAGACGAUAUAUUAGGAUCUACCGGUGAUGUUUUUCAAUAUCAGACUGUCCCUUUCGAUGAUAAUGAGCGAACAGAAUGGACAGUUACUGUACGCGUCGCGACAUCGGAAGUUCAACGAUUCGUGCUUGGCCGUUUAGGUGAGAAAGUCGCAAAAGAACUCGUAAAUUCGGUUAACUGUCUUCGAGAGACUUUUGUCGGAACUCUUCAACGUUGCCUAAUAAGUCUCGAGAAAACUUACGAGCACGAUAGCGGUCUGCUAGCUAGUGAUGCUUUAAAACAAAUACUUUCUGCUGCAUACAACGUAGAAUUGCAUAAUUCAUCACCGUCCUUGGUGCACUCGUUCCUGGAAAGAUUGAGACAGCUUUUCAAGUCCUUACCGCUGCCAUGGGCACCCACACCGACUUUGGACGCGGCUUGGAGAAGAAAGGUCACUAUCGAUAUCUUAAAUUCCUUGUCGGCAGCGAGAUUGGCUAGAACAAUUUCUAUGCAGUUCAGAGACAAGUUGAAAUCGUCGCACGAUGCCUUCCAAACUGCCCUAAAAUCUUUGGAAAAUUAUUAUUCGGGAAAGUUAGAAAGAACAGAGGAACAGAGAAUAGCCAUACGAAAAUAUCACGCGCCCAAGUUAGCUAAACUCGCGUUGGAAUCCACAUCGAUGAUGGAUGCUAUUCGCUUUGGCAUUCCUCAUUACGGCAAGGAGAUUGGCAGGGGACAGUACGGUGUGGUAUUUGCUUGCGAUGGUUGGGGAGGAGCACCAGGACCGUGCGCGGUAAAAUCCGUUGUUCCACCGGACGAACGACAUUGGAACGAUCUCGCGAUGGAGGUUUACUAUACCAGAUCGAUACCAGAUCACAAAAGGAUAGUGAAGCUUCGCGGAUCUGUCGUUGAUCAGUCGUACGGCGGAGGAUUUGGAUUAGGCGCUGCAGUUCUUUUAAUCACUGAUCGAUUAAGUCGCGAUUUGUACUGCGGUAUACACGCCGGUCUUUCAUGGCUGGAACGUAUACAAAUAGCGAUAGAUGUGCUAGAGGGAAUACGUUAUCUUCACUCGCAAGGCUUGGUUCAUCGUGAUAUUAAACUAAAGAAUGUCUUACUUGAUACGGAAAAUAGAGCUAAGCUAACUGAUCUCGGAUUUUGUAUUACUGAAGCUAUGAUGUCGGGUAGUAUCGUAGGAACACCGAUUCACAUGGCACCAGAACUUCUGUCAGGCCAUUACGACAGCAGUGUCGAUGUCUAUGCUUUCGGCAUCUUGUUUUGGUACAUAUGUGCUGGAAAGGUUCGAUUACCCUAUGCAUUUGAGCAAUUUCAUAACAAGGAGCAAUUGUGGACAAGUGUUCGAAAAGGUCUUAGGCCCGAAAGAUUGCCGCAUUUUGAUGAGGAAUGCUGGACGUUAAUGGAACAAUGUUGGUCUGCAGAACCGUGCAAACGACCAUUGCUCGGUGCAAUUCAACCAGUGUUAGAAUCUAUCCAGCAAAGAGCAGAAAGGAGCAAAUCCUUGCAAAUCGACGCACUGAGGCUGCAAGAGAGUUCAUCAUCCGAACAAACAAAUCCUGCGCUAGCAUUAGCAGAGCCUAAUAACCAAAGAGAUUAUACAUUCUUCACAACCAAGCCUGCAUGAAAAUUUGGGUGGAUAUUGAUAAAAUAUAAUUGUUUCAAGGAAAUAUAAAUUAUUAUAUUACAAUAUGUACAAUAUGUAUAAUAUGCAUAGUUUAAUCAAAGAGCGACGUAGAUGUAAGAAGUCUGUAUAUAUUUUUCUAAAGAAAAGGAAAGGAAUAGCAAUCUCUUAAGGUAGGAGUUAUCUUAUUAAGUUAUCCGUUUUGGUCAAAUAUUUAUAAUAUAUUUAAUCAUAAUUGUUUAUAGCGAACAUUUUUGUCUUUCAGAAAGAUAUGUUUGUUGAUAAUUAGAAAUUUUGCUGAUAAUUAUUUAUACACAUAUUAAUAUAUAUAAUGUGAUCCAUGACCGACCUUGUUCUACAACGUUUAAAAAAACACGUAAAAUUCUAUACCAAAACAAUAAUAAGAUCUAAUCGCAGCUAAUAAAGCCUUCAAUUUUUUUGUAAAAAUUCUUAAACUUCUUUCACUUAUUUGAUUAUUUAUUAUACUUAUUUAAUUGUUGAAAAUGUAUAAUCUUAAAAUAUAUACUUAAUUUUCCAUUAGCUCAAACUAUGACUUUGAGGUGGAUAGAAAUGAAAGAAAAUAUUAAAGAACAAAAUUUGAAUUAUAAUCAUAUUAUGCAUAUAAUUAUGAUAGUAAAAGUAAAAAAUUAAAGUCAUGUUUUGUCUUAUAACAUUGCUUUCUAUUUUUUGUUUCAAAGCUGUAGUUUGAUCUAUUAAGUAUAGAACAUCUUAUACAUGAUUAAAAUUAACAAAA